This is a messenger RNA of Chanos chanos (milkfish), 792 nucleotides long. It is a transcript of the gene timd4, whose product is annotated as T cell immunoglobulin and mucin domain containing 4. The record is from RefSeq and is a predicted model, not a curated record. Gene Ontology annotation, molecular function: phosphatidylserine binding. Bases 1 to 792 code for a protein of 263 amino acids. The transcript is spliced from 7 exons. Lineage: Eukaryota; Metazoa; Chordata; Actinopteri; Gonorynchiformes; Chanidae. Gene Ontology annotation, biological process: apoptotic cell clearance; cytoskeletal rearrangement involved in phagocytosis, engulfment.
AUGGCUUCUCCACCUAAUUUGUCCUUGCUGUGCUUGACCUUCGUCUUAACCAUCACAGCUGCCAAAUCCUCGGUGCAGGCGUUCAGAGUGACAGAGGGCAGCACUGUGAUCCUGUCCUGUCACUACUCCGUGAAGCGUCAUGGCUUGAGCCAUGUUUGCUGGGGACGUGACUGCGGAACGUUCUGGUGCAACGACAUCAUCGUGCAGACGGACAAAAAUGGCGUCAUCUCCAAGGUCUCGGACAGGUACAGGCUCAUUGGCGAUGUACUCUUGGGACAAAUGGACCUGGGCAUCCAGAAGAUUCAGAGGACAGACAGCGGACCGUACUGCUGUAGAGUGGACAUUGAUGGACUAUUCAAUGAUAAGAAGGUGUCCUACACUCUGAGAGUCAUGAAAGCUCCAGUGACUGUACCACCAACAACCACUACUACUACAACAACCACUGAGGUCCUAGCUACUAAUACAGGUGGGUCUAAUACAGAGCAGUCAAGGGAAACAGAGUCAUCACCUGCUGACACUUCAAAGCAGAACUUCAGUGUGCUGCAUGUUGAGACUGUGUUUGAGGACUCUGUCUCCAGUCUCACACUACAGAUAAACAUCCCUGUGUUGUCACUCUCUCUCAGUCUUCUCCUCCUCCUGCUGGGGGCACUUUUUGUCCUGGCCUUCAAACGUAAGUGUGGUGUUCAUAGGAAAGCUCUAGAGACAGCUUGUUUAUCUAAGGAGCCCCGGCACAUCAUUUAUGAGAUACGCACCAGGCGACCAGUGGAAGAGAACAUUUACACUCUUGAUUAA